AUGAAAAUAAAGAAUGAAAAAUCUUCCGGAAACAGUUCACUUGACAUGCCCAGUCUUUCCUAUGGGCCAUUUCCUGAGAUGUCUGCCUUAAAUACAAGGGAAAGAUACACACAAAGAUCAUAUGAGAACCAGGGCGAAGAUUGCACUGUAAAGAAAGACAAUAAAGGAGUUGAGAUCAAAACCUUCAGGGACUCUCUCCAUAUGACCAUCGCAAGGAAAAAUGAAGACGACGAAGUUGUCAUAGAAAUUAAUGACAAAAAAAAGACUCUGAACAUACCGAAGAACAAGUGGACUGAAUGUCGAGUUUCAAGCAAUGAAGAGGUUGAAUGUCGUGAAGAGAUGUCCAACACUGCAGAGAAGAAUUCUGGCGGACUGUUGAAAAAGUUUACGAUUAAGAAUGCCGAAGUUCUUGCUAACUGUCCUCAAGGAUUGCCAAAUAAAGAGCUCACCUCAGACACCUCGAUCGACUUCCCUCGCUGGAAUUCCACCAGGGAACAUUUUGCCGUUAUUCCAGAAGAGAACCUGACUGUUAGUUUGACCAUAUUUGGAGAAAACCUUAAUCUUUGUUGGGAUGGAAAACAGACAGCGGUCAAGACGAACAAGGAAGACUGUCAAGCCUUGUCAGCUCACGAGGAGCACAAGAUCACACUGGAUUACGAGUCGCAGCAGAUCAAGAGAGCUGAUGGCCGCAUUCUCAGAACAGUAAAUAGUACCAAUGCAAAUAAAGAUGGCUUGAUGAAGAUGAAAUCUGACGGAGGCAAGGCCUGGGUUGUGCAGAUUCUGGGAGACUGGACUCAUCUUCAGGGCAGCCAAAAUGAGUGUAAAAGCAACUGUGGUGGAAACAACGCAAUCCUGUAUGUUUUUCUGACUUUCUUCAUUAUUACAACCAUUGCUUUAUUCUGUUACCUUCUGCGUAUAAGGAGAAACUCGUCCAGAAGUCGAGCUUAUCCUGCCUCUCAAGUGCUUGAACUGAAUACAGCCAAGGAGACCAUGACGGACGAAAAUCCUGGUAGCAUGGACUAUGGAGAAGAAACAAUUAAUGAUAUCUAUGAUUAUGAUGGUCAGUGAGACUAGAUGCUGUCUGACGAUAUACAAACAAAGGUAUUAGAUAUUAGGAAGGAAGUCAGGUCUUCCAAAAUAGCAGUAUCCACUUGAUGAAUGGUGCCCUCAUCCAUAACAGACUGGGGUCGCCCUGUCGCAGGAUCCGUUUCCAUAGAUCUCCGAUCACACCAGACCGGCGAUGCCAAUGUUUAACAAAGUCAUAUGAUGGGGCAUCCUCUCCCUAAGUUGCCAUCAUUUCAUCUUUCAAGUAUAGAAAUAUGCUAUGAAUUAAGGACUGGACAUUAAAACAUAACCCAUAGAGAUAUGUAUCAUUAUGCAUGUGAAACAGGAUAAGCGGAAGGGGAUCAAGGGAAAUCUUUUGUAAGCGCCCCCCUGUAUUUUAUAUACAUAUAUAUAUGUGUGUGUGUGUGUAUACAUAUUCAUUUACAUUUACAUAUACGCAAUGGGUGCGCUCUUAACCCAAUGGUGCCGGGGAAAAUGAACAAAAAAUGGGGAAAAUAUUGUGCCCACUUUGUUUUUCGUAAAAUGUCUGCCGAUAGAUGGCUCAGCUAGUGCCUGAUUUAAAUGGCGGGAAAAACGUAUUUUUCACUAGUGCUAUGAAAAUCGAUGGUGUUAUUUUUAUGAUAAACAUUAUAAUUUUUAUAAUUUUUUUUAAACAUUAGUAACAGCAAAAUAAGAUUACGUAAAAUAUUUUGUAAAUCAAAGAAACGGGUAAACGGGCGAGACGGGCGGUGCUCGUACCUGGCUCAUUGGGGAGUUAGUACAAGUGUUGCCAUCUAUGCGUAAAAACAAUCAAACAAGUACUCACUGUGGGCAUGGCACGUACGUACACGUCAUACCCGGCACCAAGGGGUUAAAAGAUUUUCCUACAUAUAUGCAUGUGGAUACAUAUACAUAUCUUCAUAUACAUAUAUAUGUAUUUAUAUGUAUAUUUUGUAUAUAUAUAUAUUUAUAUUUAUAUGUAUAUAUGUAUACAUGUACGUAUUUAUAGAGAUGUAUAUGUAUAUAUGUAUAUGUAUUGUGUAUACAUACAUAUAUAUAUAUAUAGAUAUAUAUGUAUAUAUAAACACAUAUCGUAUUAUUUAUUUCUACUUUUUAGUUGAUUUUAUUUUAUGUACUUUUAUAUAGUGUUUUAUUCAUACAUAUGUAUAAAGUGCCGCUUCUGCAUAUGUAGGCACAAGUAUUAAGUCAGAUUAGAAUAAAAGCGACUUUGUGAUUCGGCGUACCCGAGGGUUCGAGUGAUUUGCCAGAUGUUUACUGUCCUGAAAAUGGACUUAUUAUAUCUCUAGGCCAGAUGGUUUUAGAGUCCAUGGUUUCAGGGGGUCUGUGAGGAUCUGAUAAAAAUUAGCAUUAAUAUUCGCUAUAGUAUUUUCAUAAGAAGGAGUGAUUUUUUUAGGAUCUUUACUUUAAAGUCCCUUACUACUUUGUAUAUCCCAUAUAUGCAUGAGACAGUCAAAUCGAAAUAAAUAAAGUGCAAUAUACACAUUGCAGGCAAAGUUUUGUUUAUAUGAACUAUAUUUCGGGAAGGGGAUCCAUAGCUUUCAUCACAUUCUUAAAGGUAAAGAUGUUAAGACCACUUCUCUAGGCUAAGAGGAAUAUACGUAUUUAUAUUAAUUAAUAUAAUUGUAAUAGUUUCGUUGAAGCCAUGAAUACACAGCAGUUCGUUGGGAUUCAUUUCUGAUUCAACAUUUUCAUUGAUUUUUAUUGGAAUGUUUCUUACCAGUCUUUGAUUUAAAUAAUUAUUCUACAUAUUGAAUUUAACCCAUUCGCUCCAGAUUUGUGUUCUGUCCCCAGUAGUUUUUUUGUGAAUUUUGUUACAUACAGAUGGCUCCACAUGUGCUCACCCGGCAAGGAGUCUAUCAGUAGGCCCUAGCUACUGACCCUGAUUUUCCCAUUCAUUAAAUUGGCGAGAAAAUUAAUACUAUUGCUAUCGAUACUGUUAUUAUUGUUAUUAAUAUUAUAAUUAUGGAAUUGUCAUUAGAAUAUUUUAAACAAUGAAAUGAUACAAAAAAAAACUUUCCUAGAGUGAAGAAAAAGGGUAAACAGGAGAAAUAGGUUGUUUCGAUAAACUGGUUAUUUGGGGAUUAAGAACUUGUGGAGCCAUCUAUGAGUAAAUACAAUAAAUAAACGUGUCCAUCUUUGUGUAAAUACAAUAAAUAAACGUGUAUCACAGUGGGCAUGGCAUCUAUUCUUGCCACGUGGGGCGGAUGGGUUAAGUUACCGGGAGGCUCGACAAACUAAACAUAGAUAUCUGUUGAUUGUAAGAACCAUUUAGUCAUUUUAUAUAUGAUACUUAUUUUCUGUGAAUCUCAUGGAUGCAAUGAAUUAAUGUGAAAUAAAUUAGGUUCAGAAA
Messenger RNA from Penaeus indicus, 3415 nucleotides. RefSeq lists its product as uncharacterized. The transcript has 9 exons. Lineage: Eukaryota; Metazoa; Arthropoda; Malacostraca; Decapoda; Penaeidae. The record is from RefSeq and is a predicted model, not a curated record. Bases 1 to 1068 code for a protein of 355 amino acids.